Danio rerio (zebrafish) is the source of this 5991-nucleotide messenger RNA. The record is from RefSeq and is a predicted model, not a curated record. NCBI's taxonomy places the organism in Eukaryota, Metazoa, Chordata, Actinopteri, Cypriniformes, Danionidae.
GCCACUCUAUGCAGCAGCGCAGCGAGGAAAAGCGAGAGGCAGCGCACUGGAAUUUGGCAACACAGAUUCGCAUGCACCACAACUGUGCCGAUGAUAAUAUGGAUUGACACAGCGCUUUCUGAGACAUAACAGAGGAGGAGACGGCCACACAGGAGUGUGUCUGGCUGUGUGUGGGUUGCCACCACUCCUGUUACUCAAGCUUCAACACACACACACAUUCUGCCACAAUGUCACGUAGGGAGCGGCCAUGGUCAGUUUACAGAUCCAACACUUUAGAGCUCGCUUCAGAGAUGCUCGGGCUGGCAUUGGAAGGAAACAGUCAAGAUCCAGAUGAGCCAGUUCUGGAGUUCAGUCUUGUCUGCAGUGAGCUGACCACACCGUCUCUGGACCGGAAACCCAAUAGUUUUGUUGCUGUGAGCUGUACAACUCCUCCUCAGGCUUUCUGGACCAAACACGCACAGACGGAGAUUAUUGAGGGUACAAAUAAUCCCAUGUUCCUCAGCAGCGUGGCUUUCUUCCAAGACUCCCACAUUAACCAGCACACACAGGUCAAGCUCUCUGUGUAUGAUGUGAAAGAUCGUUCACAAGGAACGAUGUACCUCCUUGGCUCAGCGAUGUUCCCAGUGAAGGAGCUUCUGCAGGAAAAGAACCACAGACUUAAUAUACCUCUCAGGUCAGCAGAAAACAAGCAUGUGGGUAGUAUUACAGUCAUCGCCUGGCAGCUCGAGGAGAAGAGAGAUCAUCACACACCCAUCAAACAACUGCAAGACACCUUCAAUGGCAGGACUGUCCUCCCUGUGGAUGAGAGCCUGACGGAAUCUGUGGGAGUCCGAGCAAAAUACGCCUCUCUGUGGAAAGACUCAUUUCUACGAUCUGUGUUUGGUGGCACCAUGUCACGGAUGUACCGUUUUCCAACCACUGAUGGGAAUCAUUUACGAAUCCUGGAACAGAUGGCUGAAAGUGUCCUGUCACUCAACGUCCCACGACAGUUCGUCAAACUCUUACUGGAAGAGGAUUCAGCAAGGGUAUCUGAGCUGGAGGAGUUGGGAGAAUUAUCCCCAUGUUGGGAGAAUCUCAGGCGGCAGAUUGUAACACAGUACCAGAGCAUCCUUCUGUCCUAUCAGGACACACGGUCAGACCUGCAGGACUACAAAGGUCCGUCAUUUAAAGCCAGUAAUUUGAAAGCAGAGAGGAAGUUGGAAUUUAUGCCCACCAACCUCCACGUGCAGAGGAUGAGGGUUCAGGAUGAGUCUGGCUGUGAUCACACCUAUGAUGUGGUGACGAUCGGGGCCCCUGCGGCUCACUGUCAGGGCUUCAAAAGCGGUGGUCUACGGAAACUCCUGCAGAAGUUUGAAGAGGCAAAGAAAGUCAUUUAUGAGGAGGAAUGCAGCAGCGCUCUGUCCAGCUCCCAGUCCAUCGUCUACAUCCCUCAGGAUAUCGUCCGUGCCAAAGAGAUAAUUUCCCAUAUCAACACGCUCAAGACUCAGGUCAGCUAUUACGCAGAGCGCCUGUCUCGCGCCGCUAAAGAACGCUCCGCUAACGGCAUGGAGAGAACCCUCGCCAUCCUAGCGGAUAAGACUCGACAGCUAGUGACGGUGUGUGACUGUAAACUGCUGGCGUCUGCAGUGCAGGCCCUGAACGCAGCAAGACCUGAGUACAUCGCCUCGAAAAACUCACCCUCGGCUGACUCAGAGCAGGUGGUGCUGAGGAACGAUCAAGACACACUGCUGGCCAAAUGGAGUGGCAGCAACAGCCGUUCAUCCCUCCAUGUUGAUUGGCAUGAGGAAGAGUGGGAAAAGGUGUGGGGCAAUGUGGACAAGAGUCUGGAGUGUAUAAUCCAGCGAGUGGACAAGCUGCUGCAGAGAGAGCGUCUGCACAGCAGCAGCAGUGAGGACAUGUUCCAGUCUGACCAGCAGGGCGGCACCAGCAAGAAAGGUAAUGGCAAAAGAAAAGCUUUUUGGGUCAACCCUACCUGCAUGGAGAAAUCGUCCUCGGCACCUGAACCACAACAGCUGUCACCUUCACCACCCUCAUCAUCAUCAUCAUCAUCAUCAUCAUCAUCAUCAUCAUCAUCACCUUCAUCCUCACCAUCCGACCUGAACCCUGCAUGCCCAGACAAUCCAGAAGUGCAUGCCUAUGGCAGCAGCAGCAGUGGAGAGGAGAGUUACCCAGGUGAAUGGAGCGAGGCCUUGUAUCCCCUCCUGACGACCCUAACGGAGUGUGUGGCCAUGAUGAGUGACAAAGCCAAGAAGUCAAUGGUUUUCUUGCUCAUGCAAGACAGCGCACCUACCAUCGCAAUGGACCUCAGUCUGCAGUACCGCAGAGACGUGGUUUUCUGCCAAACACUCACAGCGCUAAUUUGUGGCUUCAUUAUCAAGCUGAGAAACUGUCUCCGUGAUGAUGGUUUUCUAAGACAGCUUUACACCAUCGGCCUGCUCGCUCAGUUUGAGUGUCUAUUGAGUACCUACGGAGAGGAGUUAGCCAUGUUAGAGGACAUGAGCAUAGGAAUAAUGGACCUUCGAAACGUGACCUUCAAGGUGACUCAGGCCAUCUCUACCUCGUCCCCCGACAUGCUGCCGGUGAUCACCGGGAAUCGGGAUGGGUUCAACGUUCGCAUCCCUCUCCCAGGAAGCAUGUUUGAUGCAUUGCCAAGGGAGAUCCAGAACGGCAUGCUGCUGCGGGUACAGCCGGUGCUGUUUAACGUGGGCAUCAACGAGCAGCAAACGCUCGCCGAGAAGUUUGGAGACACAUCACUUCAGGAGCUCAUCAAUGUGGAAAGUCUGGCAAGACUAAAUUCUUACUACCAGCAGUUCAAGGAGGUUUUACCGGACGACUGUCUUCCUCACUCUCGUAGUCAGACUUGUCUCCCAGAGCUGUUGCGGUUUCUGGGUCAAAAUGUUCACGCUAGGAAAAAUAAAAAUGUUGACAUCUUGUGGCAGGCUGCUGAGAUUUGCCGACGACUGAACGGAGUGCGAUUCACCAGCUGCAAAAGUGCCAAGGACCGCACUGCCAUGUCAGUAACCCUGGAGCAGUGUCUGAUCCUGCAGCACGAGCAUGGCAUGGCCCCGCAGGUCUUCACACAGGCCCUCGACUGCAUGCGCAGCGAGGGCUGCCGUCGCGAGAAUACCACGAAGAACGUUGGAUGUCGCAAGUAUGCCUUUAACUGUCUGCAGCUGAAGGCUUUUCCUAAACAUUACAGACCUCCUGAUGGCACUUUCGGAAAAGUGGAGACUUGAUGAGACUGACAUGAUACGGAAAUAUUAGUAAUUAUGAAGCUUCUUCAAACUAAGUACAGUAAAUCUGCUCAAUUUGCUCUGAAGAUAAUCGCAUAUUUACACUUCAGGCGUGCGUUUGAAGUGAAAAUGCUGACUGCACUGAAUUGUAUCAAUAGAUACAGUUCUAUUUCAUAAGCUCAGUAUCACCAAACAUAUUUAUUACAUGUAAUGCUGUAUUUUAGCGUAUUGUAGUUCACGGUGAAGGAUUUAAUCACUGUCAAUAUUGUAUUUAGCAAUCUUGGCCCUUUAGAGUGCAAAUAGAGGGUUUAGACCUUUAUGCUGAAUAUAAUCAUGCAGUAUUGACUAUCUAUUGCAAAGAUUUGUGUUUAGUAUCCUAAAGAAAUAGUUCACCCAACUAUGAAAAAUUGCUGGUUAUUUAUCCAGGUCAUCUAAGAUUUUUUGGGAGGAUUUUUCUGUAUCUAAAGCAUACAACUUGAUCAUUUUAAAGCCCUUUUUCUGAAAAUGACUGAUUUGUUUUGCUAGAGAAGAGUCUUAUUUGUUGGCUGAGCUCAUGUGAAUUACUUUACAGCUGCCUAAAUGUGGGUUUUAGACAUUCAAAUAAAUGGUCUAAUUACAGUCUACUUAAAGUGCAUCUGGAAAGUAUUCAUAGCGCUUCACUUUUUCCACAUUUUUUAAUGUUACAGCCUUAUUCUAAAAUGGAUUAAAUUCAUGUAUUUCCUCAAAAUUCUACAUAAAAUACAACAUAAUGACAAUUUGAAAAAAAGAUUUUUUUAAAUUGUUGCAAAUUUAUUAAAAAUAAAACCUGGAAAAUUACAUGUACAUAAGUAUUCACAGCCUUUGCUCAAUACUUUGUUGAUGCACCUUUGGCAGCAUUACAGCCUCUAGUCUUUUUGAAUAUGAUGCCACAAGCUUGGCACGCCUGUCUUUGGAAACUUUUGCCCAUUUCUCUUUGCAGUACCUCUCAAGCUUUAUUAAGUUGAAUGGGAAGUGACGGUCUACAGCCAUUUUCAGAUCUCUCCAGAAUUGUUCAAUAGGAUUUAGGUCUGGGCUCUGGCUGGGCCACUCAAGGACAUUUACCGAGUUGUUGUGAAGCCACUCCAUUGAUAUUUUGGUGGUGUGCUUUGGGUCAUUGUCCUGAUGGAAUUAUAAAAAUUAAGUCACCUUAACAAUUCAAGGUUACAAUAGCUUUACACACUUUUUUAAGGAAAGUCAACUUGUCACUUUUAAGGCAACAAAUUUGCUUACUUUUUUUUAAAGUAAAUUAAUCAAUCACUUUUUUAUAGUAUUUGGAUGGCCUGGGAAUGAGGAAAUACUCCAGAAUUUUUCCAGUUUGGGGUAAUUAUUUCUUUAUGCAACAUCUUCAGCAUUACAGUAUCAUAGCUUAAAGUUCUCACAGUACUCCACAGUUUUCAAGUGUCAUUUCCCAUUCCUCCUAUAGAUCAGCGGAGGAAAUUUUAGGGGAAAUAAACCAGGUCUUUUAACCAUAGGAUUGUAUGAUUUAUUAAUUUACUUAAAGGGUUAGUUCACUCAGAAAUUAAAAUGAUGUUAUUAUUUGUGUCUUUCUAAACUUCAGAACACAAGUUCACAAUCCGAGAGCAAAAGCAAAGUUUCUGACUCUUUCAAAGUCCAGAAAAAUGCCAAAAAAAACAACAACUUUGAAACAGUGUCUUGAGUCGUAUAAUUUUAAUAUUUAUAUCAAGCUUUAAGAAUACUUUUGAUGAUGAUGAUGCUGAUGAUGAUGAUAAUGUUAAAAAGCCUUUAUGUGUCACAUACACUUUUACAUGUAGUGAAUUUGGACCCCUUCCUGACCAUACACAAACAUCAUAGAUUUCAGGGGAAGACAGGUCAAACGAGAGGUAGCUUUAAGAAAGAAUCUUAUUUCCUAUAAGAUACAUUAGAAAACAGGAAGGUGAAAAAAGCCCCUCUCAGACUAUCCUUGAAGUAGGGGAAGUGUGAGAUCAGGGAGGAAAAAGCCCCAGCAUCAAGUACAUAAACACAUAGAUAUUAGGCAUAACAUCACAACUGGGGAUGUGUACACACGUAAAAGCAAAAACAAUGGCAUCAUUCAAAUUCUUCUUCUUCUCAAUGUCAGUAUAGGGUGCGCACAUUUAUGUGUUUAGAAUGGCAUGAAGGCAAGUACUUAAUAAGAUCAUUUUCAUUUUUAAGUCAACAACCCUUUAAACUUCAUACAUAAUUUUUGUAAUGAUCAUGAAUGCUCCAUCCUCUUGGUUGUUUCAGCUCUGAGGUUGUCUAUCAUGAAAACAACCACAUUUACAAGUAAAUAAAAUGACCAAGACCAAGAUAGAAAUUGCUAAAAGUAAAGUGAGAUCAGUGUAUCACUGUGUUCAGCUGGCAGCAACAACUCAUUUUGUGCUGUACUUGUUUUAACCAUAGGUACAUUCAGAUACAUUGAGAGAAAACCGAACAGUGCUAACUGCUAAGCACUGGUGAAAUUGACUGUGAAAUGUGAAUCUGUUGUGCAAAUUAUUCGUCAAAGGUUAUUCGUUUCGUCAUUUCUCGUUUUUGACACUGAUGUUGUUUCGAUUAUUAUAGGUUUAUACAAUGUUAUUUAAGAGAGAUACACUCACAGAUUUUUGGAUUGUUCUUGAUUUGUAUUUAUUUCUUUUUAUGGUAAUGACCUUGUAUCUUUUAUGAUGCCCUCUUAGAUAUAUUAUGUCUGUCUAGAACAGAGUUCUGCUGUAUUCAAAUGCUGUCAUCAAUAUCUGAUGCCAUUAAAGAGAGAAUAUAAGAACAG